Messenger RNA from Oreochromis niloticus (Nile tilapia), 9630 nucleotides. RefSeq names its product sorbin and SH3 domain containing 2a (gene sorbs2a). The transcript is spliced from 30 exons. The record is from RefSeq and is a predicted model, not a curated record. Gene Ontology annotation, molecular function: protein binding. Gene Ontology annotation, cellular component: plasma membrane. The coding region runs from base 901 to 7545 and encodes 2214 amino acids. Lineage: Eukaryota; Metazoa; Chordata; Actinopteri; Cichliformes; Cichlidae.
UUUUCUCCUUCAUCCCCCCCUCAGAUUAUUGGGCUGCAGAGCAGGUCCUUCCUGGAACAGACCUGAGGCCACUGAUUGGUUUACCCCACCGCUUAAGCUGAGGCAGCUUACAGGGCUUUGUGCCAACUCCUGGAUUGCUGAAGACCUGUAAAAACUGAAGACAGCUAGCAUGGUCAGCACUGUGGUGGUGCUGGUGGAGGUCAAGCUAGUAAUGCAAUAAAUAAAAGCAGGAAGAAUAGAUUGAAAGGAUUCAGCGGGGGGGGGCAGGAAUAGGGGCAAUCAAAUGAAGUGAGAUCAAAGGCGCAUGGAGUGGAAAGGGCUGUGAUGAGAACAGGAGCCUCUGCCAUAAGAUGCACUGUGAACAGCUCGCGAGAAGAAGAAAAGUAACCAUCAGGUAACCAUCUGAUUCUGACCAAGAGGAACAACUUGGCGCUGGAAUGAGGGAUUAAGAAUAAGGAGAAACACCCCUACUUACCUGUGGACUGAGUGACAGGCAUUACUGUACUUAUUUCACUUACUGUAGCCAGAUUGCGGCCAGUGCGUGUCGUGCGUGCGCUUGUGAUUGAAUGCACUCAUGCAAAAGGGAUAAUUGGUGGGAGGCAGCAGCUCCAUCAGUGGGAGUAUGUGUGCGGCUUGGGUUAAUCUCCUCUCCCUCAUUUAUAGAUUGAGUCUCCGGAGUGUUGGAAUGCCCUAACACAAAAGGCAUUGAACGGGGAUCUUGGGACUAAAGCUUGACCGGGAGGAGAUACUUGUCCUGAGCAGAGGAGAGAAAGUGGAAGGCACGGGGGGACUUUAACUCACAACGCCAUACGUGACUCUUCUUAGCACUUCUCCAGUCUUUUGGUUUUAUGACGGAAAGUGUGUGCCCCUGCUGUCGAUCAGUAAGAAGUGCUCUUCAAUAUGAAUACAGAUAGCGGAGGAUAUGCUCGCAAAAGUGUGGCCUUGUCACUCAUGCUCUCUCCCAUGAAGAGGGUCCAGAGCUCACCAAAUCUAGCCACAGGGAGUGAUUCUCACUCAUCGGACUUGGAUUCUUGGCGGUCACACAGCGCAACAGACGGCCUUAAAAACGGAGAUGCUAGCAGCUCAUCGCUUGCUGCCAAAGGCUUUCGCAGCGUCAGACCCAAUCUGCAGGACAAAAAGUCCCCCUCACAGGAUAUCAGUCCAUUGCCGUUGCCACCCCCCAGGAAAGAGAGUUUUCACUUCUCGCCUGCAGGCACUAAUCCUCAAAACUACAGUUCCCUUAUUGGCCUGGCUAAUGAUUUGAGUCCUGGAAUGCUAACAAUCACUAAAAAUGAGCAAGCAGUCUUGAAAGAGUCCUACACUGUAAAAAGCACAUCAUCCUACUCAUACUCAGAAACCAGUGCAAACACAGUCCAGCAGCUGAAUGAGUCUGUUGUCUCGAAUGACAAAAGCAAUGUUAAUACAAAAGAACGUAAGGUGUCUUCCCUUACACUGACCCCUGUCACCAUCCCUGACCCUCCUGCACACCUCAAUUCUUGUGUUGAUCCCCAACCUAAGACCCAAACCACAGGGUCCCCUCCACCCACUUCCUCACCUCCACAAAGAAGUCCCGUCCCAUCCCAACCCGUGACACAGACAGCUUCGAUUUCUGUCCACUUGGACAAAGAGAAUAAAAAAAAUCCUGCUUCAUCUAAGACAAACUCCAAAGUGGAACUCAAGGUCUCAGAUCAAACCCCAGCUCCAGAUCCAUCCCAGGUGGAGAUGACGAAGCCUCCUCCUGAAAUUCCACCAAGACCCUCUCCUGCAAAACUGUUGGGGCCUCCCUCGCCUGACCCCACAGCACGGCACUCCCCCUAUCGCUACCACAGCUCAGAGUCACUUGACUACCUGUCAGGUCUAAUGCCCAAGGCGCUAUCACCCACUCCGUAUGUCCCAAGUGGAGCUGGUGGCACAGCUGGUGCGGCCAGCGGGCCAAGCCACGGCGCAGUCAGCAGCGUGAGCUGUGCCUCGCCCUCGGCUUCCCCCGUUACCGUGUCAGCUCUCAGCCACUACUCGACAUCCACGGUCGGUCUGCUGGACGAGCUGCAGAUCUGUAGCCUGGACUCACCUGUCGCCUCACCCACGCCAUCGCCCACUCUGAGCCAUGUCUCUACCUACACGCCCACUGCUGGCCGUGAUGAUGUGCUAACAACCUCUGUGGCCUCCGCUGCUGCAGCAGCCACUUUCGCUAAUGGCCAGGUUCUUUCUCACGCAAUGAAUGGAAGUACUAGCCAUCCACAUAGGCCGCUGUCUCCCCCAUCUUAUCCUCCACCCCCUGUCUCACUCCACACGGGGCUUCAGAGACAGAGCAGGAGUUCAGAGGGCAGUGAAAUAGUCACCAGAGAGUCUGUGGUGUCGGGGCACACCAGCAUCAGCAGCACUGUGCCCAUUGCCCGUUUCUCAGAAGAAGAAAAGAAGGUGUCUGUCAUCAAAGCCCCCCAUUACGAAGGCAUCGGCCCGGUUGAUGAGUCAGGCAUUCCUAUUGCCAUCCGCACGACGGUGGAUAGGCCCAAAGACUGGUACAAAACUAUGUUCAAACAGAUUCACAAAGUUCACAAAGCAGAUGACGACUAUUCCGACACAUACAAUGCUUCAUAUGCUCUCGUAAACAAUGAUAACUACAGCCUGUCAUCCAGCGCCACCAUGGCCCACCCUGCCCCUCGGACGCAUACGUACAGGCCUCUGUCCAAGAGCCCCUCGGAUAACAAUGAAGGGCAUCUUGGACCUCGGGAGCCUUCACCAUCCCCUGUACCCCCACCACCUCCACCCAUGCCAUCCCUUCUCCAACUGAGGGCGAGAGACAGUGAUCGGGAGAGGGACUUGACAGACGCCAAUGAGUGGGGUCCUCCAGACCGAAAAGUGGACACGCGAAAGUACCGCGCAGAACCCAAGAGUAUUUUCGAGUACGAGCCUGGGAAGUCCUCUAUCCUGGAGCAUGAAAGACCAACCUAUGAUGACAUAGAUUUAGAGAACGAGCCUUGGUAUAAGUUCUUUUCCGAGCUGGAGUUUGGGCGGCCGCCUCCUAAAAAACGGCUGGAUUAUAAUCCAGACAUCUCCGCUCGCCAGCGCAUUGAGACAUCCCUCCACAUCACUCCUGCUGACAAGGCUCCAGAGAGACCUGCAAGUGCUGCCAGUGACUACAGGAAGAGAAGGAAGUCUGAGCCGUCAAGCUCCCAAGUGAAUGCUCCAUCUCAGAGCCGAGCUGCGACUUCCCCUAAACCAGUGGAUGCCUACAGACCCAGCAGCAGCCUAAAGAAACCUGUCAUUCGUUCCUCACCAUCCUCACCUUCCAGAGCCAAAGGUGGGGACGCAUGCAGCAUGUUUUCAAACAGUUUGACCCCUCCAGGUCCUUAUCAGCAGCCCUUUGUUCCCCCAGUCCCAUCUGACCCUCUCAAUUCAAAUGAGGAUGGCAGCCAAGAUGGCAGCUCUUCCUCCAAACAGUCUGUCUGUUGUAAGAACAGCUGGCAGACAAAACGCCAGAAUGCUGAGACGUGGAGCAGUGCGGAGGAAGCGCCACCUUCUCCUGCCAAGCUCAAGUCACGCAGUUGUGAUGACCUACUCAAUGAUGGGCAUUCUAGCUCAGGUGGACGAAAUGCUACCCGCUCAGAGAGUGCUGGGUCACUGGUAUGCGAUGGAAAUCUCUCCACAGUAUCAUCAUCUACUCGUUCAUUACCCCGGCUCCAUCGACGACGAGCACACGACUCGCCGGGCUUUCUCCAGCUCUAUCGAAAGAUGCACCAGAUCGACAGAGCUCAGCUAAUUCCAUCUGAAGUCAUCCGGUCGGUCCGUGCGCGCAUCCUGGAUCUAGAGCGUCAGCCUCAUCUGCUUCGGCAUCGCCUCUCUCCUUGGACACCCUCCUGGGGUGUGGAAGUGCCACGUGAUAUGGUGCCAAACCGCAUUUCUGAAUAUGAGCGUCUUAUUCAGAAAUCCAAAUCCAUGCCUAACUUGGGUGAUGGCGAGGUGCCUUCAGGCACCACCACACCAGGUGGCUCAUCAUCUCGAGCUAGCAGUGGUGGUGGUGUCACACCCAGUUAUCCAAAACGCCGUUUUUCAAUAGAGUCUUUACUAGAAGAAGACAACAACGGAAACAGUGGAACAGUACCUCAAACCAUGGAUCACUUACACCGACCUCGUAGCCCCCCUGAGGGACAGCCUCGUGUUGGACCAGACCCCGGGCGUGGACGGUCCUUCCCCGCUCCUCCUGUUCUCCAAGGCCUGCAAGCCAACCCAGACUAUUCUGACAGUGAACAAGACGCUGUUGCCUCUGACCUCAGUGACUUCAUUCAGGUUGAAGGCUCCUCAUUUUGCAGUGAGAGUGACUUUGACCAUUGCUCACUAACCUCCUCUGAGAGCCUAUACGGCUCUUCCACCCUCCACCACCACCAUCACCACCACCUCCGUCACCACCACCACCAUCACCACCAUCAUCCUGGUCACCAGAGUCUUGGCCAGAGCCAAGGCUACCAACACCGCCAUCUCAUCAGCACCUGCAAAGGCCGCUGCCCAGCCUCAUAUACUCGUUUCACAACCAUGAUACGUCAUGAGCGGGAACGCGCGCGACAGGAGCACCAGAGACCUUCACAGCAGAACCGCGGCAGCCAUUCCCAAAACCAGAGCUCACAAUCCCAGCAAUCGAUGUCCAAGCUGGCCUUCCUGGUCAGUCCAGUGCCUUUCCGCAGGAAAAAGGGCUCACCACCUACCUCUAGAAGAUGCAGUGGGGGCGGAGGUCGAGGUAGCAGACCCAAGUCUAAACAGGCAAUUUACGAAGCGCUAGAUGCAGCCUUGAGAGACAUAUAUGAGCACAUUCAAGCAGAGAGAGGCCACAGAAACCCUCGGGCACCUGAUGAUAGCAUCCUGAGAAGAAUCUUGGCAGAACUGUUGCCAAAUGUGCCAGAACGCAGCUCCUCGUUGCGGGGAAGGAGGGGUUGUUGGCACGGCGGUCACUCCUCUGCAUCGUUGUACCCAGACAGUAGCCCCACUGGGUACGCCUCAUAUAGAGGAGAGCCCUCAACACCACGGAUACAGUCACCACGGAUACAGUCACCAAUCAGUGCCUGUUAUGGACGACAGUUGGAGACCUCAAACAACAAUGAUUAUGGAGAGGAGCAGGGCAAUGGAAAUGGUCUCUGUUACUCAGACCAGGACAUCUCCAGGAGUUCCACCCUGGAUGGACGCCACACACCCCAGAACAGAAGACCCACUCCUGACAGAGAGGUCUCCCAUAAACAGAUGACACAACUUAUUCUGUUCUCUCUCCUCCAUCAGAAACAGCCCGCCAGAGCCAUUUAUGAUUUUAAGGCACAAACGAGCAAGGAGCUGACAUUUAAAAAGGGUGAUGCAGUGAACAUCAUCAGGCAGAUAGAUAACAACUGGUAUGAAGGAGAGCACCGUGGGCGAAUGGGAAUAUUCCCUAUAGCAUAUGUAGAGAAAAUGCCGUCUUCAGAGAAGCAGCAGCCAAUCCGUCCUCCUCCUCCAGCACAUGUCAGAGAGAUUGGAGAGGCAGUGGCCCGCUACAACUUUAACGCUGAUACUAAUGUGGAGCUGUCACUGAGAAAGGGUGAGAGAGUGAUUGUGAUAAGGCAGGUGGAUCAGAAUUGGUAUGAGGGGAAGAUCCCAGACACAACCAAACAGGGGAUCUUUCCUGUGUCCUACGUUGACCUUGUCAAGCGAUCUCCAUCCAAAAGCUCCGCCCAUCACAUAGAUCCACAUGGUUACCCCAGCAACAGGACACCAAGCUCCACACCCGUCAAGCCUUUCUAUCAUCCACCUCCACCACCCACCACCCACAAACCCCCCUCCCCUCACCCCUCUUUGAGAAGCCUUGAUCUGCAAGCCAUCACCACCGAGUGGCUGUCCCUCACAGUGGAGCCGUCAGCAUCCACUCAAGCUCGCUCCCUCACGAACACCCCUCUGCCGCCCACACCGCCUCCUCUCCCCUCUGACCUUGCAUCUCUCCUAAAGGCUCAAGAGCCCAAAGCACUCUCAUCUGCAUCACCACAAAAAAGUUUCACCUUGUCAUCCCCACCAACCACAACCUGCAAAGAAUUUUCCAGAACGCCCACUUUUAAAGAGGCAAACCUCAGUUUAGGUCACACCACAACUGUCUCACCCAUCUCCCCCCCUACUCCUCCUCCUCCUCCCGACCUCCAUUUCUCAUUAACCUCUCCACUGCCUGACUCUUCAUUUCGAUAUAACUGUGGCAGAGGACUACAUAUCACUGAGGAAGACUCAAACUUAGGAAUUACUACGCCUGAGGUUUUGUCAGAGCCAAUAAAAUCAGCCACACCUCCUGCACAAGAGCACAAAUCCACAGUACGAGUAGACAAAAGCAGGGAAACCCCGGACACUGAACUGCAAGUCAAAGACCCUUAUGAUGAGCUGUUGUGCAUGUUUCUGGAUGGUUCCAGCAGCACAGAUGAUGGUGAUGUUUUGAGAUCAUCUCCAGUAGAUUCUUCAGCAGCUAAGCUGACCAAAAAGUCUCAAAGCAGGCUCUUCCGAUUAAAAGCGGAAGAAUCCCAUCAGCCGGACGUAAAGCCCCCAGUGGUCGCUCCUGCAAGCAACUCGACAGGCAGCGUUCAGUUAGCAGUGCAGCUUCACAAGCCUGUAACAGUGGAGCCCCUUUGUGUUUUGUGGGGAGAGCAGUCAAAAACUGUGAAUGGGCAACGUUUUGACUCACAUAGACCACCGUCAGUACAAGCAAAGGAAUACACUGAGUUGUUCAUUGAAGAAGACGAUGAAGCUAGAAGUGAGAAAGAGGAUGUUAGAGUUUUAAGUCAGAUGCACAGCCCACAGGCUGAAGUCUCUCCAUCUACUCAGUUUCCCCACACUGGUCUCUCCUCCCCCUGCAUACCACCCCCUGUGACCUCCCUCCUUCCCACUUCUUUUUCCUCUGCUUGCCCUUCAUCCUCUUCCUCCCACACACAACAGCGGCACAGUCGUAGUGUCGUCCCUCCCUGUGACCAUGCCUCCCCUCGUCCUCCGUCCCUUCCUCAGCUCACAACGUCACCGCUGCCUCCAGUUUCUCCAUCUGUCUCACCACCUCCCCUCCACUUCCCUCCAGACGAUCCCUCUCAGCGGUCUGUCUCUCACCCCUCAAGCUCUCCUUUUCUUUCUAGUCCCGUCACGACAUGUCCCAUCUCAGAGCCAAAUUUUCCCCUUCCUCCCGCUAACAUUACCCCUCCACCCUCCGCUCAGCGCUGUCCCCCCACUGCCCCAACUGUACCCCAUCAAGGACGUAGGUCGCCUAAGGUGAAGCAGGAUCCAAUUGUUGGUGGUAAACCCCCUCGUAGCCCCAUCUUGUCCCGGAGGUCCUAUCUGUCACCCGUUAGAGGUCGAAGGCGGUCUGUACAGGAUGCACUCCACGGUGGAGGAGACCCGUACCAGGCGCUGUACAACUACAUGCCUCGCAACGAGGAUGAGCUGGAGCUGCGGGAGGGAGACAUCGUUGAUGUGAUGGAGAAGUGCGAUGAUGGCUGGUUUGUUGGGACCUCUCGAAGGAGCAAGUUGUUUGGAACCUUCCCAGGAAACUACGUGAAGCAGCUAUAAUGAUUCCAAACUCCCACUGACCCCGCCCCUUUCUAUGACCCGUUCAUCGCCCUCCUCAGCACAGCACCCGCAGGACAUCAACAAAGACCUGCAGCACACGUUUGUGUUUGCGUGUAUGUGUGUGGCUUGUCAGCUUCACACAGACAAAAUACUUAGCUCUAACUAGCCAUCUUUAAUGGAAGACUUCUAUAAAGUAAUAACGCAUUUUUUAAACUUAUCUUUUUACCCUUAUUUUUCUAUUAUGGAGAACCGAAGAUUUGUGCUGCACCCAGUGACCUUUGACUUUUGACAAUAACGGAAGUAUAUCUGCAGUGAUGCUUUCCUUUCUGUUUCAGUUGUUUAAGGACAUUAAGAUCACCAAGAAUACCUUUUUUUCCUGCAGUAACUCAAAAUUUAAAUCACUUAUAGUUAACUUCAGUGUUUAUUUACAGAUAUCUCCACAAAGAUUUAGUGCAGAGAGUGUUAAAGGAAAGCAGUAUUGUGUCAGGAGGCCAGAUGUGUUUUGGCAAAUUAGGAGCCAACGUGUUGCCAGGUAAAAGGACGGUUCAGCAAAGGGUUUUUGUUUUAUUUUGGGGGAUAUUAUUUAAUAAAAUGAACAAUAAGUUUCAAUACUGGAGACGUGAAGAAAAACACUAUCACAGACUUAGCUCGAGAUUAGAAAACACAUUGUUGCUGUUCAGUUAUUUUCACGUUAGAAUUGAAGCACUUUUACUGAACUUGAUCACAAACAAUCUCUUUGGUUUAUUUUUUUAACCUCACUUCAGAUUUUACACAGCAGAGGUCAUUUUGACUGCGCCUGGCUUCGGGGGAGAGGAGUGUGUUGAAAGUGUAUGCAGAAAGGUUACUGACCUUUUUUAGGUAUUAUAUUUAUUAGAAGACGAAGGCUGGUCUCACUGUGUUAUACGAUGAUUUUUAGAAAGAACGGAGCACCACAUUGCUUCUUUUUUUUUAAGCAUAUUUUAACAGUACCUAACUUACAUUUGAAUGAUUGUUAUUUUAUUGUCAUCAUUAAUCAAUGUCCAGGUUCUGAGUGAUUACAGAAAAACAAAAACACGAUGGUUAAUGGGCUAAAAAGAACUUACGGGCAUCCUGUUGUUUUAUGAUGAAUUUAUUUAAGUCAGAUACAGGAUGGGAAUUUUGAAAAUCACAGAACUGCUGUUGGAUCUUUUAUAGCUGUUGUCAGAGUGAGUGGGUAGUGUGUCAUUACCCAUGUGUGUACUGUUGUGAAAUGAUUGGCAAUUUCCAUCUUAGCGUGUCGUUCUCAGUAACUGAUCUCUGUUUUGUUUUGUUUUCUUCACAAAGGAUGGACACUGACAACAAAACGAUGUAAAAGCACCUUAAAAUAUUUUAUCAUUCACUGUCCUUCACGUCACUCUCUGUCAUUCACCAUUUCAGCCGGCGUGAGUUCACCGUGUGCGAGUGUGAGCGUGUCGUGUUUUUGUAAGCCUUUUUUUGUUUUUGUAUGUGAGCUGUAAAAUGGCCAACAUCCACUUGCUUUAUAAAGUCGGCUUUUUCUCAUCCACCAUCACGUUUGGUUUCCUCUCUUUCUUUCCAUUUCGCAUCAUCAGUGGUGCUAACCCGCAUUCUUCUGAGAACGUCUCGUGUAGCCGGGCUCGUAGGAUUUUCUUUGCUCCAGUUCGUCGUUUUUACGUUGGUGGGGUAUUUAAAGUGAAUUUACUGUAGGUAGGUAGACCGAGUAGAGUUGGUGAUCGCUGCCUUAAAUCCAGCUCACUAAUUUAAUAGCCAUGUAUAUGUAAACCUGUGAUGCAAAAACAAAAUAAUAAUUUAUGCAUAUGUAGUUUAGAAAGUGUAUGAAAGUGUGCAGAGAACAUAGAAAGUGUUCAGUGUUUAAACGUUAGGCCCUCUGUCUGCCUUUGAUACGAGCGUAAGAACAGAUUCGAAGCAAGGAGAUGAAUUUGAUUACUGAUAUGUUUAUACGUGUAUGAAAGUGUAAAUCUUAUGUUAUUCAUGUUAUUAUUGAACUCAAUGCACACUCUUGGACCUGAGUAUUUCUACAGUAUCGUAGGACUUGUUGGAUGAUUUUAAGGGGCUGUAUUGCUAAUAAAAUCCAGCUGGUAGAUCAAA